Mya arenaria is the source of this 2889-nucleotide messenger RNA. RefSeq lists its product as uncharacterized. NCBI's taxonomy places the organism in Eukaryota, Metazoa, Mollusca, Bivalvia, Myida, Myidae. The record is from RefSeq and is a predicted model, not a curated record. Bases 1 to 2889 code for a protein of 962 amino acids. The transcript has 4 exons.
AUGACAUUAGCCCAGUCAGCUCUAGUCAACCGUAGAUUCUGUCUCGCCCAUACUAGCCGUGCUGCUUUGUGUCUCGUAGUAAGGACAGGAACCUUCGGUGGUCGGUUGCGGACGGUCUGUGGGCAAAUUGCACGGUUGUGCGUGCCAACGGUCCGCCGUGCCGUUGACGUAGCCGGAGUGAAACGGUUGCGUUGCCAGUCUGAAAAACUAGCGCAAGCUAUAGGUGAUUCUGACGAGGAAUUUACAAAAGGGAUUCUAGAUGAAGAUUGUGUGUUAACCGAAAGGGCUCUGUCAGUGUUAUAUAAACUUCAAUUGUGUGAUGAAGACUUAGUGCUUGAAAUAGAAAGUAACACUAAAGCAAAUGUUUCAACUGUUCAUGAGUCUGAUGAAAGUGUAAUCCAAAAGGUGUGUGAUAUGCAGUUGAAACUACAGCACGAGUUUUUUGCAAAGCAACAUGAAAAAAGUGAAAUGCAGAUGAAGAUGCAUCAAGAGUUCAUAGAAAGUCAAAAGGUUCAUUCAAAGGAAACUGUGAAAUUACCAAAGAUUGAUUUAAUAUCGUUCAAUGGAAAUCGCUUACAGUGGAUAGAGUUCUGGGACUCGUUUGAAAGCGCUGUUCAUGAAAAUGAGAGGUUGUCGCCUGUAGACAAAUUUAAUUACUUGAAAGGUAAGCUUACAGGCGAAGCUCGAAGUGCAAUAGCUGGACUGACUUUAUCGAAUGAAAAUUAUGGUGUUGCCAUAAAAAUCUUACACGAACGAUUCGGAGAUAAACAGGAAAUCAUUGAUCUACAUUAUAAAAAGUUGAUGAGUCUUGAGCCAGCCAAAAAUACAACAGAAAGUCUACGCUAUUUUUUGGAUACUGUUGAACGCCACCUCCGCAGUCUAGAGGUACUAAAAGAGAAUUUAGAUCAGCAUGUGUUUGUGUCAAUGAUCCGUAAUAAGUUGCCAAGUGAAGUUCUAUUGCAACUAGAAAUAUUAAAAGGUUCAGAGAAUAAAUGGACAGUUAUGAAAUUACGCGAUUUGCUUCGGCAAUACAUAGUGUCAAAAGAAAAGGCAGAAAAGAACAAACCGUACGAAACUGCGUCACAACGUGAUGACAAGACACAACGAAGUUUGUGUGAGAAAAAGUUUCCAAAAUAUGCAUCAAAAGAAAAUGUGCAUCUUUCCGAAGAAGUUGAUCAAACCAAUCAUGCAAUUGGUGAAGAAGCCGGUCUACUUUCGCACGACGAAAAGGUGUUAAUGCAGACUGCAUUAGUAGAAGCAUGUGGAGAAGAUUGUAGUAAAAAUGAAAAGGUGCGAUUGAUUCUAGACUCCGGAUCUCACAGAACCUAUAUCACAAGAUCAUUAGCAGACCGUCUAGGGCUUAAAGAAAGAAAGGAAGAAGAAAUACGACUGGUGACAUUUGGUAGUGAAAAGUCAAAGGUCAUAAAAACACAUUCAACAACCUUGAAGGUAAAACUGAAAUCUGGGAUGCUUAUGACGAUGAGUGCAAAUAUUGUACAGAAUAUUAGUGGAGCGAUACAACGUAACCCAGUAAAUAAGACCCAACUAGAGAAUUUAGCUGAACUGACUCGAAAUCUCAAUUUAGCCGAUACAAUUCCAACUGAAACUGAAACAAAUUCACUUGAACUUUUAAUUGGAAACGAUUAUUAUCUUGACAUAAUUGAAGCUGAAAAAAUCAAAGUAGGUCAAGGGUUAUAUUUACUCGCAUCAAAACUUGGAUGGAUAUUGUCCGGAAGAACAACAUCGGCUACAGAAGAAAAUCAGAUCAAGGUUCAAGAAAACAAAAGUGAUAUGAACUGGUUAAUAUUGACUUAUGGAAAUACUCUUACAGAAUGCAAUAUAUUUACAGAAGUUGAUUCCGUAUUGUCAGUGAAGCCGGACCUUGAAGACUUCUGGAACAUCGAAUCAAUAGGUAUAACUGACACAACAAAGGAUUCCAAGGACGAAAUGAUUAUGCAAAGAUUCAAAGAAACACUGAAGCGCGAAAAUGGAAGGUACCAGGUGACAUGGCCUUGGAAGGAUGAUAUUUCCGAUCUCCCAGAAAAUUAUGGAUUAGCAAUAGGAAGACUCAAAUCCUUGGCAAAUAAAAUUCACAAACAACCGGAAUUGAUGAAACGAUACAAUGAAGUGAUCCAAGAUCAGUUAAAACAGGAUGUGAUUGAAAGAGUUGAUAGAAAUAAAUCCGAUGGUGUAAAGCAUUACAUUCCGCAUCAUGUGGUGAUCAAAUCUCAAAAUGAAACAACAAAGUUACGGAUUGUUUAUGAUGCAUCGGCUAAAGUGAAAAAGGAAAACAAAGUCUCAACGAAUAAUUACGAAGAUCCACAAUUAGAGCAGCGAAAUAUUGAAGAAUUCCGUUUCAGACGAGUUCCAUUUGGUGUCAUAUCGAGUCCUUUUCUUCUAGGUGCUACCAUUGAGCAUCAUUUAGAUACAUAUGGAUCAGCGUUGGCAAACCAAUUGAAAGAGGACAUAUACAUGGACAACAUUAUAACCGGAACUGAUACUAAAGAAGAAGCUGUGUGUUUAUACAAAAGUGCAAAGUCAAUGUUUGGUGAUGCCAAGAUGAACCUACGAGAAUGGAAGACCAAUAGUGAUGAAGUUAAUGAAACGUUUGCAUAUGAAGAUCUGGAAAAGAAUGAAAAUGUCAAGGUUUUAGGCCAUACAUGGAAUACAAGAAAUGACACAGUGGCAAUUCAAAAACCAAAAUGUAUUGUGAAAGAUCUUGAAAUAACAAAGAGAAAUGUUUUGAAACAGUUAGCUUCUGUUUUUGAUCCUUUAGGUCUGUUUUCACCUGUAUUACUGAAGGGUAAAGUUUUGAUUCAGAAGGUCUGGAGUAAACAUUUGGAUUGGGACGAAUCAUUUGAUAACGAAGACGCUAGUGAAUGGAUUUAA